AUGGCAGUGGAAAGUGAAGCAACUGAGUAUGACUCAAUCUUUGUCUUGAUGGCUCAUCUUAUAAAUAAUAAAGAUGCUUUGACUGUGGAGUUAGAAGAGGCAGAACAAACCAGAGACGACUUAGUAAUCGUUGUUGUUGAUUUAAAGGAAACAAUUGAGAACCUGAAAAAAGAGAAGGAUGCCUUAGAUGAAAAAAUUGCAAAUAUAAAACAUGAAAAAGAUGAUCUAAUGGUCGUUGUGGUAGACCUAAAGGAGACCUUUGAGUGUGUAAGAAAGGAAAAAGAAGUCUUAGCUGAGAGAGUUGCUAACAUUGAGCAUGAGAGAGAUGACCUAUUAGUGGUGGUAGUGGACUUGAAGGAAACAAUUGGGGAACCUAAAAUAGAAAGUAGGCCUGAAAAUUCUCAAAAGGGAAAGGAAAAUGGUAAUCUCAACUGUCUAAGUGCUAUUGAUGAUGCUGUUGAAUUAUGGCAUAGGAGGCUGGGUCAUGCAAGCUUCACAUUUCUGAACAAAUUGGUCAGGAAGGACCUGUUUCGUGGUCUUCCCAAGUCAAGUUUCAAGGAUCACAAAGUGUGUGAUACAUGUGUAAAAGGCAAGCAAGUCAGAUCCUCAUUCAAGCCCAAAAAGGAAGUCAGUACCUCAAGGUCACUUGAUAUUCUUCACAUGGAUCUAUGUGGACCCAUGGGGGUGGCAAGCAGGGGAGGAAAGAAAUAUAUCUUCGUUAUAGUUGACGAUUACUCCAGAUUCACCUGGACUCUGUUUCUCAGAACCAAGGGUGAAAUCUUUGAAGUGUUUGUUGCCUUCGUCAAAAAGAUUCAAGUGAAGAUGGGUAAUAAUGUAGCUUGCAUCAGGUCUGAUCAUGGGACAGAGUUCGACAAUGCUAAAUUUGAUGAGUUCUGUACUGAAAAUGGUAUCACUCACAAUUUUUCGGCUCCAAGAGCACCUCAACAAAUGGUGUUAUGGAGAGGAAAAAUAGAACUCUUGAAGACAUGGCAAGGACAAUAUUGA
Molecule: messenger RNA, 1005 nt
Organism: Nicotiana tabacum (common tobacco)
Lineage: Eukaryota; Viridiplantae; Streptophyta; Magnoliopsida; Solanales; Solanaceae
Source: RefSeq, a predicted model, not a curated record